AUGCCAAGAAGCUUACCAACAAGUGCAACAAUUGAUCGCCAAGCUACCCACAGUGAAGGUGCCUAUCUCGGGACUUCCACUCAAGCUUUAUUUGGCAACAACGAACGUUGCGGAAAGUUAAGAGGAGUAGAGACAAUAUACCAGAAGAUGGUGCUCUUAUGCCUUGCCAUCGUCUAUGCUGUGCAACGCCUGCAACAUUACUUCCUUGCUCACAAGCUGCAGCUCAUAGUAAAGUCUAACCCAGUAAGAUACUUGAUCACGAGGCCAGUGCUAUCCGGACGUCUUGCACAUCGGUUGCUACAGCUGUCCGAAUUUGAUAUCACUUGCACAACGCCUAAAGCUAUUAAGGGACAAGCCGUGAUUGAUAUGCUAGCUCUAUUUCUUGAAGUGGAGGAUUCUACUUUCUCCGAAGAGGUUUUGGGAGAGCUGCCGAAAAUAGUGGCCAUUGCUACAGAAGAGGAACCGUGGACUCUCUACUUUGAUGGUUCUUCUACAUCGAAAUGA
Molecule: messenger RNA, 504 nt
Organism: Prunus armeniaca (apricot)
Lineage: Eukaryota; Viridiplantae; Streptophyta; Magnoliopsida; Rosales; Rosaceae
Source: the annotation of a GenBank genome assembly